Molecule: messenger RNA, 2046 nt
Organism: Centruroides sculpturatus (bark scorpion)
Lineage: Eukaryota; Metazoa; Arthropoda; Arachnida; Scorpiones; Buthidae
Product: patched domain-containing protein 3-like
Exons: 2
Coding region: 68-1198 (376 amino acids)
Cellular component (GO): membrane
Source: RefSeq, a predicted model, not a curated record
GAAGGAGUUAGGAUUACGUGUUGGGAGAAAUCCUAUUUACUUUAUCGUCGUUCCACUGUUUGUAUCCAUGGUAUUAGCUACGGGUCUUCACAAGUGGCACGACGAAAGGAACAUGAAAUAUUUAUUUGGACCCAAGAAUACCAGACAUGUUAAAGAAGAAGAAGUUAUAGCACGACUAUUUCCAAUGAAUUUAUCUUCCGAUGCACACAUGGAAAGGAUGAACAGAGAACCAAAUGUAGUAGUAGUCCUAAUUACAGCCAAAGACGAAGGAUCAAUGCUUCGAAAAAAAGUAUUUCGAGAAAUUAUUCAAUUAGAUGAAAUUAUUCAAAAUAUAAAAACUGCGGACAAUUUCACAUACAAUGAUUUGUGCGCACGAAAUAACAAAAGAUGCUUCGAAAAUUCUAUUUUAUUCAUGCAGAAUGAAGUGGAAAUGAUAGAAAACAAAACUUAUACUAUUAAAUAUCCUUUACACGAAAUAAGUCGAUACGAGUAUCAACUGAACAGUUUAUUUUUAGGAGGUGUACAAAAAACUUUAGAAGAUUACGUGAAAAGCGCGAAAGUGUUGAGACUCGUUUACUACUUUAAUGACGAUUCGAGUAUUGACAGAAACAGAGUAGAAGAAUGGCAAAGUUUGUUUUUGGAUCGUAUUGAAUCAAGUAAUUUUGAGUACAUAAUCGUCGAUCGAUACACGUCGAUUACAAUCGAACAGGAACUAUUUAAAGUGUUGUAUCGUUUACUUCCUCAACUUCCGAUUGCAAUGUUAGCAGUAGUAAUCUUUUCAAUGCUGACUUGUCUGUAUAACAGUUGGAUCGAGAGCAAACCUUGGAUCGGAGUCAUUGCAUUAAUAUCGGGAGGAAUGUCUUUGGCUUCGUCAUUUGGAUUGAUCAUGUAUUUUAAUACACCGUUUGUGGCUCCAGCUGGAUCUAUACCAUUUCUAAUUAUAGGUAUAGGCAUGGACGACGCAUUCAUCUUUUUAGCUGCGUGGAAAAAAACCGACCCACAGAAGACCGUACCGGACAGACUCUCAGAAGUUUAUUCGGAAUCCGUCAUUUCUGUUACCGUAACUUCAGUAACGAAUUUCAUAGCCUUCACUUCAGGACUGUUCACCCCUUUCAGAGUAAUAACUUAUGUUUGUUUGUAUGCAUCGGUUGCUGUUGUCUUCUGUUACGUUUAUCAGAUAACGUUUGUUGGGGCUUGAAUGGCAGUCUUUGGAUAUGUGGAGAAACAAGGGAGAGAUUCUUUAUUCUUUACAAAAAUAAAUACUCAGAAAGGUAAGAAUAACAUAAUGAAUUUUUCAACAUAUAUAUAUUUAUUUGUUUGUUUGUUUACAGAAAACCGUUCUUGGAUUCGAAAGUUUCUAUUUUCUAUUCAAUCUUGGAAAUCUACGAAAAAUGAUGUUGCUCCUAAGCCGUCAAUUUUUAUUUGAUUCGGUUAUAUUUUAUCAAUUUGGUACGUGAAAAUAGUUAUUUUCUUCAUCAUCGCCGGACACGUUGCUGUAGCACUUUGGGGCAUGACUCACACGCAUAUUUUCGGGUCACUUUCUGAGGCGGUGACAUAUGAUUCAUAUUUUGCAGAAUAUCAUAAAAAAAUUUUUAACAAUUUCAAUCACUACGAAUACAGAUUCCAAAUCAUUAUCGAUCAAGAAAUAAAUUACGCAGACGUACAAAUUCAGAAUGAAAUAGAGAAUUUUUUCUCAGAAAUGGAGAGAAAAGGAUUAAUUGCAAAUUUUCUUACCGAGUCUUGGCUCAGAUCCUAUUUGAAAUUUCUCAAGGACCGAAGAAUCUCAUUAUCUGUACAAUCAUUUAACAUAAGUGAUACGAAGGAUUUUAUCUCAAUUUUGCGCAGUGUUUUUCUACGUUAUUCUUCUGCACGACGAUUUCGUAAUGAUAUUGCAUUCAACUCUAAUUACUCAGCUAUCGUGGGAAGCAGAUUACUUUGUCAGACUAAAUUUACUACGGAAGAAUCUUCAUAUUUAACUUUUAUAAACAUGAGGAAACUUACUGAAAAAAUGCCUUUUAAAGUUUUUCCGUUUCACUUUUUGGCUUA